Messenger RNA from Colletotrichum phormii, 749 nucleotides. RefSeq lists its product as uncharacterized. The record is from RefSeq and is a predicted model, not a curated record. Bases 112 to 576 code for a protein of 154 amino acids. The transcript has a single exon. Lineage: Eukaryota; Fungi; Ascomycota; Sordariomycetes; Glomerellales; Glomerellaceae.
AAUCUGCUUCAUUUCGUGAAACGCAGCCCAAAAGCAGAAAAAAAAAAAAAGGAGAAUCCGAUACGAGGUCAAGAAACACUCGGUUUGACAUCCCGAUACCGAAAUCCUUUGAUGUGUAACUUACUUGAUUCCGCUAAUAUUCGGUCUCACUCCAAUUUGUACUGCUGCACGACUCAUCGCCGUCUAUCAAUAGAAACAACAUCCCUUGUUGCUCCCCCAGCUAAACCAACCUGUCAAAGAAAACUGACGAGAAAAAAAGUCACUCCGCUGUUGCACCAGAUUCUUCAGCCACAACCUCGAGAGUCUUGUGCUCAUGAACAGCCGCUGACGGGGCUGGGCAAUUCUUGUUGCCCACAAAUUUGGCUUUGCCCAGGCAUUCAACCAGUCCCGAGAAACUGGUUGCCCAGGGUUGCACAGGGCAAAAACACUGCCCCGUCUCACGGCACCUCAUCUGCAUGGAAGCUGUCAUGGAACGUUGACUUUGGGGGUUCGAGAUUAUCUCACCUGCUUGUUCACAUUCCGAUGUACCACGGCAUGCGGACCAAAAGUCACCAAAACAAUGCAUCUUUAAAGUAAGUCUCCGUGGUUUCCAUUCUUCAGCUCGGGUGGAAUGGGACGUACGGGCACUAGUGUGAGGUUAUCAUGGAGUGGAAUGUUUCAAUUUUUUGACCCUUUCGGCCAUGUUCUGGCCGCUAGUUGCCAAAAACAAUGUCCUUCUUUCAUGGUAUAAUUACGGUAAGCGAGAGUCU